AAAUCAGGUGAUGAGGCCCCCCUUAUAUCACGUGACUUGUCCGCUCAAACAUCGCCUACAACUGCAUCGAGAUGACUUUAUUGUGCAGGCUUACCCUCGCGUUUACAAUUAGUUGGGUUUUACUCAACAAUUUGGUUGUAGCGGAAGUAAAAACGGCGGUUAUUGACAAAAACACGGGGCAACUGUCUCUCUUGGAUGGUUACAGAGAAGAUUUUGUGGCCUGGGCUAACUUCACCGACGACAUUCAAACUUCCGGCUGGGCUUUCUUGGAGGUGACCACUAGUGGUCAAUAUAAUGACAGCAUCCAGGCGUAUGCUGCUGGAGCCGUGGAGGCAGCAGUCACAACGCAGCUUAUCUACAAGCACUGGAUGAACAAUCUCAUGGGCUACUGCGGACCCUUCUCCAGACAUUCUAGUUACUGUGAUCGUCUUAAGACUUUCAUCACUAUCAACCUGCAAUGGAUUCAGGAGCAAAUUGAGAAGGAGCCAAAUUCAUCUUACUGGUAUCAGGUUCGCCUGGCUCUUCUUCAGCUCAAAGGUCUGGAGGACAGUUACAAUGAAGAGCUGGCAUUUCCUUCUGGCCCAAUAUCCUUUAAUCCAUUUGGUUUCCUACUCUUCCAAAUGGGCGGAGAUCUGGAGGACUUGGAAUCAGUUCUGAAUAAAUCCAGCCUGACUCGACCAGUAGGAUCUGGCUCAUGCUCUGCUCUCAUUAAGCUGCUGCCAAAUAAUAAGGAUCUUCUGGUGUCACAUGACACCUGGAGCACCUACCAGUCAAUGUUGCGCAUCAUCAAGAAAUACACCUUUGCCUUCAAAGUUUCCCCGUUAGACAAUCUUAUCCUUCCUGGUCGGGUCCAGGCCUUCUCUUCCUACCCGGGAUCUAUUUUUUCCGGAGAUGACUUUUAUAUCCUUAGUAGUGGCUUGGUUACCCUGGAAACCACCAUUGGAAACAGCAACCCUGCUCUGUGGAAGUUUGUUCAACCCACAGGCACGGUGAUGGAAUGGCUCAGGAACAUUGUGGCGAAUCGUCUGGCAGUCACUGCUAAAGCCUGGGCGGAGUUAUUCAGCAAGUACAACAGUGGCACGUACAACAACCAGUGGAUGAUUGUGGAUUAUAACAACUUCACUCCAGGCAAGACCGACAUCGUGGAGGACCUCUUUCUCGUGUUGGAGCAGAUUCCGGGUCAAAUUGUUUACACUGAUAAAACAGAAGAAUUACUUGAGAAAGGAUACUGGGCAAGUUACAACAUACCGUAUAAUGAGGACAUAUUUAAUGCCAGCGGCUGCAAUGAGCUGGUGGAAAAGUUUGGCUCAUGGUUCUCCCUGGACCAGAAUCCCCGGGCUCAGAUAUUCAAGAGAGACCAGAAAACUGUUACAGAUGUUGCCUCCAUGAUGCGCCUCAUGAGAUAUAAUAACUUUAAAGAAGAUCCCUUGUCACGGUGCCAAGCCUGCAAUCCACUUGAGAAUGGAGAGAACGCCAUCUCUGCUCGCUCAGACCUAAACCCGGCCAACGGCACGUACCCAUUUGGCGCCUUACGACAAAGAUCCCAUGGAGGAACAGAUAUGAAGAUGACCUCCUACGGGAUGUUUCGUCGGUAUGAGAUGCUGGCCGUAAGUGGGCCAACGUGGGACCAGGUAGCGCCCUUCCGAUGGAGCACAUCUCCGUACAAGGACCUGCUGCACAUGGGUCAACCUGAUAUUUGGGCAUUUAAACCGGUUAAAGUCACCUGGACACCUUGAUUGAAAUAAUGCCUUACAUAAACGUGGUUGUGCGGAAGCACAGUGGACGUUUUGACAAAGGGAAACAAUACCAUAAAUGCAAGGUUUCUCAGGAUUCUCAGUGUGUUGAUUAUGUUCUGGAUCUUUUGCAUUACUUGCUCAAUAAAAGCGUAGAAGUGAGA
This is a messenger RNA of Phycodurus eques (leafy seadragon), 1897 nucleotides long. RefSeq names its product phospholipase B domain containing 2 (gene plbd2). Gene Ontology annotation, molecular function: glycerophospholipase activity. The transcript is spliced from 12 exons. Bases 72 to 1736 code for a protein of 554 amino acids. Gene Ontology annotation, cellular component: extracellular region. Gene Ontology annotation, biological process: phospholipid catabolic process. The record is from RefSeq and is a predicted model, not a curated record. Lineage: Eukaryota; Metazoa; Chordata; Actinopteri; Syngnathiformes; Syngnathidae.